GGUAAGGUUGGCAACAUUGAUUUGAUAAACACAAGAAGGUUGUCUGUCAAAUGACAAAAUGGUUUUAGGUUAUCUCAAGUUAACCCUGCAAACACUAAUAUUUUAAUAUUUUCUGUUAUUUACAUUUAAAACAAAAAAAAAUGAAACGUUCCAUCGACGCAACAAACAUACACGAAUAUUUGGAAGAUGACAGCGAGCCAAAUUCUAAAGUAAUUCUUGUUGAAAGAGAACAAACACCUUUAGGCAUUCCGUUGGUUAACCCGAACACCGUUGCUAGAAAGUCUUAUGUUGAAUCCAUGGAACUUUCAGAUGCCGUUUCAAAUGUUACUACAGCACUGCAAGCAAAUGCUAGAAAUAAACUAGACAUUAUAGGAAAGCAGAUGAAAAAUUUGCAUGAUAUAAUGUCAGAUGUUUUUGAGGAAACUAAACUUAGUAUUGAACUCCAUAAUGUUGCCUGUAAUUUUGUUAAAAGACCUGGCCAUAUUUAUCAUUUAUAUGAGCGACCAUCUGGUCAAAAAUAUCUUGGAAUGUUGUCUCCACAGGAAUGGCAGAACGCACCACACACAUAUUUAGGCAGCUUCAUGUUGGAAUCUGAUUCAAGUUGGACUUCUAUGAAAUCAAAUAGUAACAAAUAUGAGGGAAUCAAUUUUUUAAAACAAAUGUAUGGAAUGUCGCAGUUACAAGCGUUAACUCAAUAAAAUUUCAAAUUAGGUCAGAAUGAA
Molecule: messenger RNA, 722 nt
Organism: Zophobas morio
Lineage: Eukaryota; Metazoa; Arthropoda; Insecta; Coleoptera; Tenebrionidae
Exons: 5
Coding region: 141-698 (185 amino acids)
Source: RefSeq, a predicted model, not a curated record